Molecule: messenger RNA, 1926 nt
Organism: Prorocentrum cordatum
Lineage: Eukaryota; Dinophyceae; Prorocentrales; Prorocentraceae
Source: the annotation of a GenBank genome assembly
CCCCUCACACACGCCGACAGGGUCGGCGGUUUUCUUCCGCCUCCGUGAUGGUUCAAGUGAUUUUUGCGAAAACGAUUUUGUUCAACGCAACUGCUUAGAUAGGCGAUGGCUGCUGCGCGCACCAUGCAGGUGGGGCUGCUCUUGGCGAUCCUGGGGUCUGCGCGUGCGACGUGCUUGAAGCCUGGCUACGACAUGGGUGACAGCGCCAACAGCUGCGGCUACGCGCCCGAGGUGAAGGUCUUCGGCGGGCCUGGCUACGACUUCUCCGCUCACUCGUGGAUCGCGAGCAAGGGCAUCACGACCGAGGCCGUCGGAGCGGCGGAGGACCUCGAUUCCGCCACGGACUGCCAGGCCCUGUGCCUCGGCGCCGGGGCCGACUACUUCGCCUACGAUCCCGUCGCGCUCUGCGUCUGCAAGGCGGAGUAUGCGGAGGCUUCUUGCUACCCGCUCUAUGCUCCGUACGAGUCGAGCAGUGCCAUGAUCGCAGGUCCGGCUUCCUGCGGGACAUGCUUCCGAGUGGAUCAUGACAUGGGCGCCGAUUUCAACGGCUGCGGCUACGCGCCCGAGGUGAAGAUCUUCGGCGGGCCUGGUUACGACUUCUCCGCUCACUCGUGGAUCGCGAGCAAGGGCAUCACGACCGAGGCCGUCGGAGCGGCGGGGGACCUCGAUUCCGCCACGGAUUGCCAGGAGCUUUGCUUCGGCGCCGGAGCCGCCUACUUCGCGUACGAGCCCGACCAGCUCUGCGUCUGCAAAGACCCGUACGAGGCCUCGAAUUGCACUUUGUUCGGGGAGCGCACAAACAUUACUGCUGGACCGACAGUGUGCCAAGACUGCUUCAGGGGCAGCGACAUGGGCGCCGACUUCAACGGUUGCGGCUACGCGUCCGAGGUGAAGGUCUUCGGCGGGCCUGGCUACGACUUCUCCGCUCACUCGUGGAUCGCGAGCAAGGGCAUCACGACUGAGGCCGUCGGAGCGGCGGACGAGCUCGACUCUGCCAUGGACUGCCAGGCCCUCUGCCUCGGCGCCGGGGCCGACUACUUCGCCUACGAGCCUGGCCAGCUCUGUGUCUGCAAGGAGAUCGACGGAUAUUCGGAUGCGAGUUGCGUUCUCUACGGACUGAAUGCUGGCGCCCCGGACAUCACGUCGGGCCCGACGCAGUGCCCUGGGUGCAUCAUGGACGGGUAUGACGCCGCUGGCUCGGCAAACAUCUGUGGUUACGCAGUCGAGGUGAAGAUCGUUGCCACAACAGGCUAUGACUUCAGUGAGCCGUCAUGGAUCGCGACGAAGGGGCAUCCCGACAGCGCACACGGAUAACCUCAGGACGCCGUAUGAUUGCAGGAUGCUCUGCAUGAGCGAGACCGGCUGCGCCUUCUUCGCUUUCGAUGCAUUGAAGCAGCCGGGCAAGGGCUUCUGCGUCCUGAAGCAGUCGUAUGACCACCCGUCAUGCGUUCCGCAGUACGGGGAGGAUGACGACAUUGCUUCAGGGCCUGCCUAUUGCGGAAGCGCGGACACGUGCGGGGUGCUCAGAUCGUAUUACCAGGUGGAUUCAUGCUGCGCUGUCGCCAGUACUACAUCCGACGCCAGUGCUACAUCGUCAGAAGCUCCCGCCGAAGCUUCGUCCGCCUGGGGGUCCUCUUCUUUCCCAAUCACCACAGCAGUUCUCUUGUGUUUGGCUUACAGGGGGAGUGGCGCUUCCCAGACGCUCGCGUGAGGCCCCACUCCUCUGAGCAGGUGCGCGGCGCGUGCGACUCUCCGGUGGCCCUUUUCGGCUGCCCGCGGCCGAUGUCCUUCUCGCCGAUUCGCUUCGCUUCGCGGCAGGAGUGUCCGGAGAGCGUUCCCACGGGGUUUUGCGACCGCAUUGUCUGUGGUUUCCUCCCUCCUCCUCCUCUUCCUGCUCCUUCUCCCCCCUUUUCCCUUCCUCCUGCU